This is a messenger RNA of Hibiscus syriacus, 960 nucleotides long. Its product is annotated as homeobox-leucine zipper protein ATHB-12-like. Gene Ontology annotation, cellular component: nucleus. Bases 248 to 949 code for a protein of 233 amino acids. NCBI's taxonomy places the organism in Eukaryota, Viridiplantae, Streptophyta, Magnoliopsida, Malvales, Malvaceae. Gene Ontology annotation, biological process: positive regulation of DNA-templated transcription. The record is from RefSeq and is a predicted model, not a curated record. The transcript has 2 exons. Gene Ontology annotation, molecular function: DNA-binding transcription factor activity, RNA polymerase II-specific; sequence-specific DNA binding.
CAUACGUUAUCACUUAUCAUUUCCCCCAUAGAUUUUGGAUAUAAGAAGGGGAUUAGUGGCAUUUACAAAUCCUAUGCGAGACACCCAAAACCAAGCAGAUACUCUGCUUGCAUAUGGGGCUUAUAAAUACCAUAUUAUUCACAAGUGCAAACGUCUAAAAUCUUUCCCUUUUCCACGAUUUUAACCAGCUUGUACAUGAAGAACAAAGAUUUGCAGCAGUAAACUAGGAAGAAUUAUCCAGGCAAAGAUGUUAGAAUACACUGCGGAGAUGGCCGGGCCUUUUUCCAGCGUCACAACGACGACGACCAAGAAGAAGAAGAACAAGAACAAGAGGAGGUUCAGCGAUGAACAAAUCAAAUCCCUGGAAUCGAUGUUCGAAUCCGAGACAAGGCUCGAACCUCGGAAGAAGUUGCAGGUGGCUAAAGAAUUGGGUUUGCAGCCACGACAGGUUGCGAUAUGGUUCCAGAACAAGAGAGCACGGUGGAAAUCGAAGCAGCUUGAACAAGAUUACAGUAUCCUACAAGCCAAUUACGACAAUCUAGCUGCUAAGUACGAAAGUUUAAAGAAAGAGAAACAGGCCUUGGUGAUUCAGUUGCAGAAGCUGAAUGAUUUAAUCAAGAAGCCGAAAGAGGAAGCCCAGUGUUGCAGACAAGUUACAGCCACGAACCGCAACGAUGGAGAUAAGGGAGAGACGACUGUGAAGUCUGAUUCCGAAGGGCAGCUCAGUUUCUCAAUGGGAAGAUCGGAACAUGCACCGGGAGUCUUAUCUGAUGACGAUAGCGCCAUAAAGACAGACUAUUUUAGACCGGAAGAAGAUCCCAACCUCAUGAGCAUGGUGGAUCCGGGUGAUGAUUCUUUAACAUCUCCGGAAGAUUGGCGCAGUUUCGACUCCAAUGGUCUUUUCGAUCAGUCCAAUUGUGGUUAUCCAUGGUGGGAUUUUUGGUCUUGAAAUAACAAAAA